CCCCACGCGCGCCUGGCUGACGGGUCUCCUCCGUGUGCCCGAAAGGGGCGAUGCCAUUUGGACAUGUAACUGUCAGCACGGGAUCUGAGACUUGCACACAAUGAAGCUGGCGGCGGGACUGUGCGUCUGGGUGAGCCUUCUGGUGGCGGCGGGGACCGUCCAGCGCAGCGCUUCGCAGUCAGUGUGUGCAGGAACAGAGAAUAAGCUGAGCUCUCUCUCUGACCUGGAGCAGCAGUAUCGAGCCUUGCGCAAGUACUAUGAGAACUGUGAGGUAGUCAUGGGCAACCUGGAGAUAACCAGCAUCGAGCACAACCGGGACCUCUCCUUUAUGCGGUCUAUUCGAGAAGUCACAGGCUACGUGUUAGUGGCUCUUAACCAGUUUCGUUACCUGCCUCUGGAGAAUUUACGCAUUAUUCGUGGGACAAAACUGUAUGAGGAUCGAUAUGCCUUGGCAAUAUUUUUAAACUACAGAAAAGAUGGCAACUUUGGGCUUCAAGAACUUGGAUUGAAGAACUUGACAGAAAUCCUAAAUGGUGGAGUCUAUGUAGACCAGAACAAAUUUCUUUGUUAUGCAAACACAAUUCAUUGGCAAGAUAUUGUUCGGAAUCCAUGGCCUUCCAACUUGACUCUGGUGUCAACAAAUGGUAGCUCAGGAUGUGGACGUUGCCAUAAGUCCUGUACCGGCCGAUGCUGGGGACCCACAGAAAAUCAUUGCCAGACUUUGACAAGGACGGUGUGUGCAGAACAAUGUGAUGGCAGGUGCUACGGACCCUAUGUCAGUGACUGCUGUCAUCGAGAGUGUGCUGGGGGCUGCUCAGGGCCUAAGGACACCGACUGCUUUGCCUGCAUGAAUUUCAAUGACAGUGGAGCUUGUGUGACUCAGUGUCCCCAAACUUUUGUCUACAAUCCAACCACCUUUCAACUGGAGCAUAACUUCAAUGCAAAGUACACAUACGGAGCAUUUUGUGUCAAGAAAUGCCCUCAUAACUUUGUGGUCGACUCCAGUUCUUGUGUGCGUGCCUGCCCUAGUUCCAAGAUGGAAGUGGAGGAAAAUGGGAUUAAAAUGUGCAAACCUUGCACUGAUAUUUGCCCAAAAGCGUGUGACGGCAUCGGCACGGGAUCACUGAUGUCCGCACAGACUGUGGAUUCCAGCAACAUCGACAAGUUCAUAAACUGCACCAAAAUCAAUGGGAAUUUGAUCUUCCUUGUCACUGGUAUUCAUGGGGACCCUUACAAUGCGAUUGAAGCUAUAGACCCAGAGAAACUGAAUGUAUUUCGGACAGUUCGAGAGAUAACAGGUUUCUUGAACAUACAGUCAUGGCCCCCAAACAUGACUGACUUCAGUGUUUUUUCUAACCUGGUGACCAUUGGUGGAAGAGUACUCUAUAGUGGCCUCUCCUUGCUUAUCCUCAAGCAACAAGGCAUCACUUCCCUGCAGUUCCAGUCCCUGAAGGAAAUCAGUGCAGGAAACAUCUAUAUUACUGACAACAGCAACCUGUGCUACUAUCACACCAUCAACUGGACGACGCUCUUCAGCACCAUCAACCAAAGAAUAGUGAUUCGGGACAAUAGGAAGGCUGAAAACUGUACUGCUGAAGGAAUGGUGUGUAACCAUCUGUGCUCAAGCGAUGGCUGUUGGGGACCUGGGCCAGACCAGUGCCUGUCCUGCCGUCGCUUCAGCAGGGGCAGGACCUGCAUAGACUCUUGUAACCUCUAUGAUGGAGAAUUUCGGGAGUUUGCGAACAGCUCCAUCUGUGUGGAGUGUGACCCCCAGUGUGAGAAGAUGGAAGAUGGCAUCCUCACGUGCCAUGGACCGGGGCCUGACAACUGUACAAAGUGCUCCCAUUUUAAGGAUGGCCCAAACUGUGUGGAAAAAUGUCCAGAUGGCUUACAGGGGGCAAACAGUUUCAUUUUCAAGUAUGCUGAUCAGGACCGGGAGUGCCACCCGUGCCAUCCCAACUGCACGCAAGGGUGCGUAGGCUCAAGUAUUGAAGACUGCAUCGGCCUGAUGGAUAGGUGUAGCGGUCCCACUAGUCAUGACUGCAUUUACUACCCUUGGACGGGCCAUUCCACUUUACCACAACAUGCUAGAACUCCUCUAAUUGCAGCCGGAGUCAUUGGAGGGCUCUUUAUCCUGGUCAUCAUGGGUCUAACGUUCGCAGUUUAUGCGAGAAGAAAGAGCAUCAAGAAGAAAAGAGCCUUGAGAAGAUUCCUGGAAACAGAGUUGGUAGAACCCUUAACUCCAAGUGGCACAGCGCCCAAUCAAGCUCAACUUCGUAUUUUGAAAGAAACUGAACUCAAAAGAGUAAAAGUACUUGGUUCAGGUGCUUUUGGAACCGUGUAUAAAGGUAUCUGGGUACCUGAAGGAGAAACAGUGAAGAUUCCUGUAGCUAUUAAGAUUCUUAAUGAAACAACUGGUCCCAAAGCCAAUGUGGAAUUCAUGGAUGAAGCUCUGAUCAUGGCAAGCAUGGACCAUCCACAUUUAGUCCGGUUGUUGGGGGUGUGUCUGAGCCCCACCAUUCAGCUGGUGACACAGCUUAUGCCCCAUGGCUGCCUGUUGGAUUACGUCCAUGAACACAAGGAUAACAUUGGUUCCCAGCUGCUGCUGAACUGGUGUGUCCAGAUAGCUAAGGGAAUGAUGUAUCUGGAAGAAAGACGGCUUGUUCAUCGCGAUUUGGCGGCCCGUAAUGUCUUAGUGAAAUCUCCAAACCAUGUGAAAAUCACAGAUUUUGGACUAGCCAGACUCUUGGAAGGAGAUGAAAAGGAGUAUAAUGCUGAUGGAGGAAAGAUGCCAAUUAAAUGGAUGGCUCUGGAGUGUAUACACUAUAGGAAAUUCACCCAUCAGAGUGACGUUUGGAGCUAUGGAGUCACCAUAUGGGAACUGAUGACAUUUGGAGGAAAACCCUACGAUGGAAUUCCAACCCGAGAAAUCCCUGAUUUAUUAGAGAAAGGAGAACGUUUGCCCCAGCCUCCUAUCUGCACUAUUGAUGUUUACAUGGUCAUGGUCAAAUGUUGGAUGAUUGAUGCUGACAGUAGACCAAAAUUUAAGGAACUGGCUGCUGAAUUUUCGAGGAUGGCUCGGGACCCUCAAAGAUAUUUAGUUAUUCAGGGUGAUGAUCGUAUGAAGCUUCCCAGUCCAAACGACAGCAAGUUCUUUCAGAAUCUCUUGGAUGAAGAGGAUUUGGAAGAUAUGAUGGAUGCUGAGGAAUACCUUGUCCCUCAGGCUUUCAACAUCCCACCUCCCAUCUAUACGUCCAGAGCAAGAAUUGACUCAAAUAGGAGUGAAAUUGGACACAGCCCUCCUCCCGCCUACACCCCCAUGUCAGGAAACCAAUUUGUGUACCGAGAUGGGGGUUUUGCCGCAGAGCAGGGAGUGCCCGUGCCCUACAGAGCCACGACCAGCACCAUCCCAGAAGCUCCCGUUGCUCAGGGGGCCACAGCCGAGAUGUUUGAUGACGCCUGCUGCAAUGGCACCCUACGCAAGCCGGUGGCACCCCAUGUCCAAGAAGAUAGCAGCACCCAGAGGUACAGCGCCGACCCCACGGUGUUUGCCCCGGAACGGAGCCCACGAGGAGAGCUGGAUGAGGAAGGCUACAUGACCCCUAUGCGAGACAAACCCAAACAAGAAUAUCUGAACCCUGUCGAGGAGAACCCUUUUGUUUCUCGGAGAAAAAACGGAGACCUUCAAGCUUUGGAUAAUCCCGAAUACCACAAUGCUUCCACUGGUCCACCCAAGGCAGAGGAUGAGUAUGUGAAUGAGCCACUGUACCUCAACACCUUUGCCAACACGCUGGGGAAUGCCGAGUACCUGAAGAACACCGUACUGUCUGUGCCAGAGAAGGCCAAGAAAGCGUUCGACAACCCUGACUACUGGAACCACAGCCUGCCCCCUCGGAGCACCUUUCAGCACCCAGACUACCUGCAGGAGUACAGCACAAAAUAUUUUUAUAAACAAAAUGGACGGAUCCGGCCUAUCGUGGCAGAGAAUCCCGAAUACCUCUCCGAGUUCUCGUUGAAGCCAGGCACUGUGCUGCCUCCUCCACCCUACAGACACCGGAAUACUGUGGUGUAAACUCAACAGUGGUUUUAAGGUGGAAAGACAUGCCCGCUCCAAUUUCCCUGCCACCUCUCUUUCUCUUACAGUCUCCCUUCUACUCCCAAGGCCAGUAGUUUUGAAACUUCCCAGGGGAAGCUGUAGAGAUGCAAUGAUAGUUAUGUGCUUAUCUAACUUGAACAUUAGAAGGAAGGACUGAAAGAGAAAGACAGGAAAAACCACACUGUUUCUUCAUUUCUCUGCAUGGGUUGGUCAGGCGACAGAACCAGCAAAGGCAAGGCAAUACUGCCUGCUGUCAAACAAGUUUUCAAAUUUUUUCUUUUUUCAAAUUUCUAUUUUUUUUUUAAAUGCGGAGUCUUGAAAGACCCAUGCUAUCUGUUCCUGUCUACAGGAACUGAUGUGUACAGUUUCAGCAUCCCUGAAAGCCCUAAUAACCUUUACAUUAGAAUAAGUAAAAGAUAACCUUUUCUAUAAUAUGUAAUAUAACAGAUUGAGAAUCCAAAUUUCUUUCUCCCACUGUUUCUAUCCUGACAAGCAAGAGUUGCUAACUCAGCUUUCAUUUCUGAAUCUACAUCAGAGUUAUAACUAGUAAUUUUGUUUGGAGGGCUUUCGUGUGUGUUUUUUUAUUAUUUUAUUUUCCUUUUUGUUUUUGCUUUGCUCUAGUCCUUCGUAUUACUACUUUCUCCCCUAUUUUUGGCUUUAAUUUCUAAUUGCAAAGAUUUUUUAUGCAUUGCUAUAAAUUAUCAGAAUUUUAAAAAGGAAGUGGAAUGGCCACUAUUUUAAAUAUAUUGUCUUUAAAAUUAGAAAGGGAGGCCAAGAUGUUAGUCAAAUAUAGCAUCAAAUCUCACUUUUUUUUUGAGUUUACACUAUUGAACAUGUACCACCCCCAUUCCUUUUCAUCCUUCAAUGUUUUCUUCUCCUCCAUAAAUGACAGUACUUGAUGGGCAGUUGGUAAUUUUUUAAAAAGAAGGGAAACUAAGAGACAGUUCUGUGUGGUUCAUGAAAACUACUGAUAUUUUCAGGGGUGAUCCAAUGGGGAAUCCAUUGAACUGGAAGAAACACACUGGAUUGGGUAUGUCUACCUGGAAGAUACUCAGAAAUGUAGUUUGCACUUAAACUAUAAUUUUAUUUGUUCUCUUUCUGAACUCCAUUUUGGAUUUUGAAUGAAGCAAUAUGGAAGCAACCAGCAAAAUAGCUAAUUUAAGCACAUUUUUUAAAAAGUGCUUAAAGAAAGAAAGACUAUGGAAAUACCAAACCAAGCAAAUUAGGACUUUGGAACAGUAUCCAGGGAUUAUGAUGACAGGGACAGCACGUUAUCUACAUGUGAUAUCACAUUUGCUACGCAAGGAAAGUUGUCCAGUUUGUAUACUGAAUAUUAAGAAAUGCAAGUAACGAUGGGCUUGAAUUCUAUGGAAUUUCUAGUAUGAGACUCUAUUUAUAAUAAGGGGAAGGUAACUCUUUGCACAUAAAUUGGUAUAACAAAAAAAGAAAUACAAGCAUUCACAGCUUAUAGAUAGAUCCUUGGGGCAAAAAUUGUAAAUAAACCUGAAAAAUAUUCUCAUGUAAUUAUUUUAAUAUCCCACAUACUAAUCUUUUGAUACUUUAUAUAAUAACUCCUUUCCUCAAACACAGCAUCCUAGUAAUAGGACCAUCUUUAUUAUGUAUUGUUUCAAGAGAAUACCUGCUGAGUUAAUAUGAUUAAUGGGAACAAAUGGUAGGAAUGAGUCUCCAGAAAAAGGGAACCUCAGACAGUUAUUAGGAGAAUUGGAUAUGUCUCUCUUUUCUAAGAAAAUCCAUCCCAGGUCAUUUGGAUUUAAAUUUUUUUUUCUAAUGUUGACAUAGUGGGAUCAAAUUUGACUCUAUUAUAAGAAGCAAUUAGACUAAAAAUCUCCAAAUGGUAAAACAGAGAAUUUAGAGGGGAGAAUGCAAAAGGAAAAAAAAAAAU
Messenger RNA from Myotis brandtii (Brandt's bat), 5999 nucleotides. It is a transcript of the gene ERBB4, whose product is annotated as erb-b2 receptor tyrosine kinase 4. Lineage: Eukaryota; Metazoa; Chordata; Mammalia; Chiroptera; Vespertilionidae. Gene Ontology annotation, cellular component: basal plasma membrane; signaling receptor complex. The coding region runs from base 101 to 4072 and encodes 1323 amino acids. Gene Ontology annotation, molecular function: ATP binding; transmembrane receptor protein tyrosine kinase activity; epidermal growth factor receptor binding. The transcript has 29 exons. Gene Ontology annotation, biological process: positive regulation of kinase activity; protein phosphorylation; cell surface receptor protein tyrosine kinase signaling pathway. The record is from RefSeq and is a predicted model, not a curated record.